AUGAUUUGCAGGAAAUUGAGGAAAUCUGUAGAAUUUAAAAAGACUACUCUAAAAUCUUCCCUGAAAGUCGUGUAUGGUGAUGAAUUUUGGGGUCCUGAGAUCGUCAGGGUAUUUAGCCCACAAGGUGAUUUUUUUUGCCUUAUUGAUGUGGAGUAUUGGGGUGUCCCGUCUUUGCCUUAUUUGUCUGUCUAUGCUCAAGGACAAGGACCGCCUCCAAUGGUGGAGGAACGUUUCCAGAUUGUUAUAAGUCAGCGUUUCCAAUAUAGAAUAAUCUAUCAUGGUGGAGCAAUUGAUGAUGAUAUGGCAAAUAUCAGUGUUUCACAUGUCCUUUAUCUUUACGUUGUUGAUUCAAAUAAGGUUCCAGUUGCUUUACCUAUAAUUUUUGAGCCGGUACAGUGUGUUGGGUCUCAUGUUGCAAGUUUACAAAGUGUGUUGGGUUGGUAUAUUUCAUAUUCCAUGUUCUGA
Molecule: messenger RNA, 465 nt
Organism: Vicia villosa (hairy vetch)
Lineage: Eukaryota; Viridiplantae; Streptophyta; Magnoliopsida; Fabales; Fabaceae
Product: ATP-dependent Clp protease proteolytic subunit 5, chloroplastic-like
Exons: 4
Coding region: 1-465 (154 amino acids)
Source: RefSeq, a predicted model, not a curated record